Messenger RNA from Pygoscelis adeliae (Adelie penguin), 2380 nucleotides. It is a transcript of the gene CIPC, whose product is annotated as CLOCK-interacting pacemaker. Lineage: Eukaryota; Metazoa; Chordata; Aves; Sphenisciformes; Spheniscidae. The coding region runs from base 208 to 1359 and encodes 383 amino acids. Gene Ontology annotation, biological process: negative regulation of circadian rhythm; negative regulation of DNA-templated transcription. Gene Ontology annotation, cellular component: nucleus. The transcript has 5 exons. The record is from RefSeq and is a predicted model, not a curated record.
UGGGUGUGGGAAGAAGAGGGUACUUCUAAGGCCAUGUCUCCCCUAGGAGUGCAUUGCCGGUAAUUCAGUAAGAUGGGCUGACCUGUGCUCUGCAGUCUGACUUGCUCAGCCACUGAAGGAAGGAGCUGAACGAGACGGUUCCUCAAUGGAAAAGGUGUUAAAAACUGCCUGCGGCGCUAUGGAAGCAUGGAGACAAAAUAGUCAUCUAUGGAGACCUGCAAGGAACCCUUGGGCAAAGUGACGGAAAUGAAGAGCUUGAACUGUCACUUCAGCAUGGCGGCAGCUGAAUCUGACAAGGACUCCGGAUAUUCAGAUGGAAGUUCAGAGGGCCUGAGUGCUAUGGAGCAGACUGACUCGGAGGACGUGCUGAAUGCAUUGUGUUGGAACGCAGAGGAUGGGCCUUGGCAAUGCCCAAUGACAACAAGCAACUCCUUUCCUGCACUUUCUCCUAUGGUCGUAAUGAAAAAUGUGUUAGUUAAGCAGGGGAGUUCAUCACAGCUCCAAUCUUGGACUGUGCAGCCAUCCUUUGAAGUGAUUCCAGCGCAGCCACAGCUAGUGUUUCUUCGUCCAUCAAUCCCACCUCCCAUUAACCCUCACCCUGUUGGGAAAAAGAGAAAUGACUCCACUAAUUACCUGCCCAUCCUGAAUUCUUAUCCCAAAAUAGCACCACAGCCCUGCAAGAGAGAUCACUCCUUUGAUCUAGAAGAACGUCAGGAAACCAAUUGCCAUAAACGACUCUGCACAGAAGCACCCAAAAUGGAGACUUCUCCUGUAUCGAGGAGCACAGGCUUGCCUACUAGUCCUUUUGCCCACCUACCAGUUAGUUUUAAGACCACUCAGGAUUCUAACCAGCAAAGUUCUUCAACUCUGACAAGUGGAAAACUGCCAGCUCUUCCUGGUUUUCAUCGUGUUUCCAGUGACACUCAGAAAGUGCCGGGUUUGACUCCCCUUUUGCCUUUUGGAACUCUGCAGGCAGCAAAGCGCACCUCUCAUGAGAGUGAGAGUGCAGCACAGACUACGAUGCAGUCUGCAGUGUGGAGCCCCGCAUUGAUACCAGAAGAGAUUUGCACUACCCCUGAGCUGCUCUUGCAACAACAAAGCAAGUGCAGACGCUUUCAGAAUACACUCGUCGUGCUACGCAGGUCGGGAUUGCUGGAGAUCACUUUAAAAACUAAGGAGCUCAUUCAUCAGAACCAGGUGACUCAGGCCGAGCUGGACCGGCUGAAGCACCAAACACAGCUUUUCAUAGAGGCAAUAAAGAACAAUGCUCCACAGUCGUGGGCAGAGCUAGAAGCAUCUCUAACAGGAUCUGAUAAAGCUAAUGGCAACCUUGAAGACUCCACUUAUCCCAACAUGUAGUAAAAAGGUACAUAGCUGUUGGUCAAGUUAUUUUUGUGCCUCCUAUUUCCUGUCUCAAGCUUUUACUUGAGCAUUUUCUGAGUCCAAGACUUGUGAAGUGGCAUGCCGUUAACAACUUGUCUUCAGAGCCAGUUGUGGGACUGGAAUAGCAUGGUGGGGUCUUGACAGAAUGGGUACUUACUACUUCAGUGUGACCUUGAAUUCUGUGCUAACUCUGUGUGCUUCCUUGGACUUGAGAAGCUUGGCUGGCAUGUUCCCAUUCUUGCAGUGAAAAGACAGUAAUUUGCAGUAUUCUGCAAGCAAGCAUCUUCCUAUUCCCAUCUUCAGAUAGUCAGUUCUGAGAAUGGGACAGCAGAACAGGCCCCAGCAUUGGGCCAUCAUCAGUUGCAAGUAGAUGAAGGGACUUGGUGUGAGGAGAGAAAACUUAUGUUGGUGGGGUGGUAUCUUUAGGCUGUCACUGUCCUUUGUUGUAGGGAGCCUUGCUUUGGGGUUGUAACGCGUUUGAAUUAGUGGAGGUCUGCUUGUGCUGAAGCAGCAUUCUAUACUCGUUGCAGUCUUUAGUCAAAGUGAUGAGUGUCUUACGACCCAAGUGAAGUGACGUGUUUUGAUGAGUAUACUUUUGAUUUUGAUUGGUACAGUUGAGUGAGUGAAAAUCACAAGGCUUGCACUGGAAGUGUUUGUUCCAAAGCCAUAGUUACUAAUGGCUAACAAGUGCACAAGGCAAGGGGCUUUGGAUUUUCUUGGUAGCUAACAGAUUAAACAUUGUUAUUAAAGACUGCAGUGACUUUUUUAAAACAGUACAAGGAAGAUAUUCAUUCACCAGGAUUAAUUUGGCAAGACUAGUUGCAUAUUAUUUGGUAUGUGUAUCUUUAGUUUACAAGCCUAAACUUUUUUCUGUGAAAUCAGAUUGCUAACUAUAAAAAAAAAAAGAGGUGAAAGGAAACAGAGCAUAAUGGCCUGUGGUGAAACAAGUCCUUCUCCCAUCCCCCUUCCCUCUCUUUUUUUAUUUAGAGAAAUCAGA